UUCUCUCUCUUUAGAUUAAAUGAUUUAAAUGAUCAUUCAAAGGUUUGUUCAUCUAAACUGAAGUCAACUUCUCCCUCUCCUCCAACACAUAGCCCAAAGCAACAAAGGAAAUUACAAUCAAGAGGUUCAUCUCCAAAGAUCCAGUCAGAGAAGCGUUCCUCAUCACUAAUAGUUAAUGUCACUCGCACUCCAACAGCUGCUACUGAUCUUGCUCCCUUUAAAGUCGUCACUUGGACCAACAUGACCUCUCAGUUCUCCUCAGAGUCCUACGAGGUGUACAGGAGCGCCGGGGACUUUCAAUGGCUUCAUGACGUACUCCAGGAUAACUGCCCAGAGAGAGCAGUGCCUCCACUUAGGACAACCAUAUCUCUUGAUGCGACAGUGUCAGAGUAUCAAAGGUUCUUGUCUCGUCUUGUGGCACACAAAACCCUCCGAACUGAGCAAUCUUUCAUUGUAUUCCUAACUGGAACAAUUGAAGUAAGAAAUGAACCUAUUAAUAUCAUAUUACUGUGAGACAAAGCUACAGUA
Messenger RNA from Amphimedon queenslandica, 528 nucleotides. Its product is annotated as sorting nexin-7-like. The record is from RefSeq and is a predicted model, not a curated record. Gene Ontology annotation, molecular function: phosphatidylinositol binding. NCBI's taxonomy places the organism in Eukaryota, Metazoa, Porifera, Demospongiae, Haplosclerida, Niphatidae. The coding region runs from base 241 to 513 and encodes 90 amino acids. The transcript is spliced from 3 exons.